Molecule: messenger RNA, 677 nt
Organism: Heteronotia binoei (common prickly gecko)
Lineage: Eukaryota; Metazoa; Chordata; Lepidosauria; Squamata; Gekkonidae
Gene: CD164
Product: CD164 molecule
Exons: 6
Coding region: 255-677 (140 amino acids)
Source: RefSeq, a predicted model, not a curated record
GGGAGAGGGAGCGUUUCGCAGUCACGGGAAGCCUCGUUUCCCUCAAUCUCUUCUAAGGCUUCUGGUCUUCUCGCGUGGCCCCUCGCAGCGGCCACGUCACAUGAUCCAGCGUUCGGUGGGGGAGCGAAGUGACGCACGAGCGGCGCGGGAGGAGGGUGUUACGCGAACUGAGCGGCAGGCAGCGCCAACGGUUUCCUUUCCGCCUCGUGCCGCGCUGCGAAGGUUUCGUGUUCCCCUCGCCGGUCGUCGCUGCCAUGGCCUCCCGCCGCCCCUCGACUCCCCUGGACCUGGCGAUACUGCUGGUUGUUGUCGCCUCUUGCCUCACUUCUCUGAAUGGAGUCGCUGCGGAGACGGAAGAAGUUGACUGUGCAAUCCAUACCAACUGCAGUUCCUGUCUUAAUCUUAAUAGUACCUUAAACUCUAGCUGUCAGUGGCUAGACUGCAAAGAAGUGGAUCAGUCCCGAUGUACAAAUAAAACAAAUGAACAUGGAAAUUGUAGUAUUUUUACAGGUCAUGAACAAUGCUUGGCUCCUACCAGCAACACAACAAUCACACCUCCCAGAACCACAGCCAGCUCUCCUACCACAGGUAAUACAACACACAUCCCUUCACCUAAAGUAACAACCGCUACAGUAAUCUCUACUACUAUACCAGAGCUGUUUCUGGAUGUGCACUGA